AUGACGCCAGCAGAUCAGGAAAGCAACAAGCGCCCAUUAGAGAAUAAUGCUUCUGUGGAUCAUGAGGAAGAAGAAGAAAUCGGACCAAUGAUGCCGCCACCACCCACUGCCGAACAACCGCGUAAAAAGAAGAGAGUGCUUGCCCACGAAAAGCUUUACUUGUCGCACCUUCCAACCGCGGACAUGUAUGAGAAAAGCUAUAUGCAUCGCGAUACGCUUGGUCAUGUAGUGGCAUCAGCAAAAAAUGACUUUAUCAUUACGACGUCGGUUGAUGGUCAUUUAAAAUUCUGGAAGAAAACGGCCAACAAUAUCGAAUUCGUCAAGCACUAUCGCGCCCAUAUGGAUAGAAUCAAUGGAUUGAGUAUCUCAGCUGAUGGUGAACUACUGGCAACGAUCUCGGACGAUAUGACUAUGAAAGUGUUUGACGUGACAAAUUUUGAUAUGAUUAAUAUGAUCAAGCUUGGUUAUAAACCGAACAGCGUGUGUUGGAUUCAUCAGCAAGGUCAAGCACAAGCACUUGUAGCGGUAUCCGAAGCAGAUAGCCCCAAGAUUCACCUGUACGAUGGUCGAGCGGAAGGAAAGCCUAUACACACAAUUAGCAACUUACAUUCAAAUCCAGUACAUUUAAUUGCGUUCAACUGGCAAUUUAAUUGUGUUGUUUCUGUGGAUACGCAAGGCAUGGUCGAGUAUUGGUCUCCGGAAGAUCCUUUUGAUCUGCCCAAAUCUGUCGCGUUCGAGUUGAAAUCGGAAACAGACUUAUAUGAGUUUAGAAAGAGUAAAUCGACGCCUACAUCUUUGACAUUCUCAAACGACGGCUUGCAAUUUGUCACAAUGAGCUUUCCUGACCGACAAGUGCGUGUUUUUAAGUUUUUAACUGGUAAAAUGUAUCGAAAAUACGACGAAAGCAUUCAAGUUAUCAGCGAAAUGCAGCAAGCGGGUACUGCGAUACACAAAGUGGAUGACAUGGAGUUUGGACGUCGACUAGCAGUCGAGCGAGAACUGGAGAAAUCCGCAGCAGCAAGUUUUGUCAAUGCAGUAUUCGACGAGAGCAACAAUUUUAUAGUAUACGCGACAUUAUUGGGCAUCAAAAUUGUGAAUAUCCUUACAAACAAGGUCGCAAGGCUUAUCGGAAAGUCAGAAACUCACCGAUUCUUAAAUGUUGCAUUGUAUCAAGGCGCACCAAAGAAGAAAGGUGUCUAUACCUUAGCAAUGGCGGCUUCUGAUAAUGCAACGCUCAAAGAAAGUGAAAUGGUGGAUCCAACAUUGCUGUGUACUGCUUUCAAAAGAAAUCGAUUUUUCAUGUUUACACGACGGGAGCCAUAUGAUGACGAGGGCCAAAAAGGUGAUCGUGAUGUAUUUAACGAAAAGCCAUCUCGAGAAGAACAAACAGUUGCAGGUACUCAGGAACGCAAACAAAUUCUGGGUACACAUGCAAUUCUCAGAACCACUUCGGGCGACAUCCAUAUUCGCUUGCUGCCUGACGUUGCGCCCAAAGCAGUAGAAAACUUUGUGACGCACGCGAAGAACGGUUACUACGACAAUCUCAUUUUCCAUCGUGUGAUUAAAGGAUUCAUGAUACAGACGGGCUGCCCUUUUGGGGAUGGCACUGGCGGAGAAUCGAUAUGGGGUGAUGACUUUGAGGACGAGAUCACAAGGGAGGUACGGCAUGAUCGACCUUACACCGUUAGCAUGGCGAAUGCGGGCCCAAAUACGAAUGGCAGUCAAUUCUUUAUCACCGUUGUGCCUACACCUUGGUUGGACAACAAGCAUACCAUCUUUGGAAGAGCAACGGCGGGAAUGGAUGUAGUGCAUGAAAUUGAGCACGUCAGGGUAGAUAAAAAUGACAAACCACAUGAGGAUGUCAAAAUCAUCAAUAUUGAAAUACGAUAA
This is a messenger RNA of Zychaea mexicana, 1890 nucleotides long. Its product is annotated as peptidyl-prolyl cis-trans isomerase cyp15. The record is from RefSeq and is a predicted model, not a curated record. Lineage: Eukaryota; Fungi; Mucoromycota; Mucoromycetes; Mucorales; Lichtheimiaceae. The coding region runs from base 1 to 1890 and encodes 629 amino acids. The transcript is spliced from 15 exons. Gene Ontology annotation, molecular function: peptidyl-prolyl cis-trans isomerase activity; protein binding. Gene Ontology annotation, biological process: protein peptidyl-prolyl isomerization; protein folding.